AGAACAUCUGACGACAACGGAAGUGAUUGAAAAGCGAAAAAUGAGAAUAAUUAUUGAAAGAGAAAUUGCUUUUCAUCGAGGGAGAUAAUGGGUGAAUUGAAUUAUUUUUAAUAUAUGCUGAUAUCCCGCAGUCCGAGUGAACUGUCCAGCUGAUGACAAAGCUGAGUUUUGUUUCUACAUGGUGCUUACUGUACUGUUUGUUUUUAGAAAUUCACUGCAGACCUCGGUUAGGAGACGCUGUUGUGGCUUUUGUCUGUGCUGUUUCAGGAGUGGCUCAGCAGCAGUAGCGCCAUCACCGACAGUCUUAAAAAGAAAAACAAUAAACGUACAGUAUAUAUAAAGCAUCAGCCUGGACCAGCGCAUUAUUUAUGUGUGAGCUGGGAUUUGGGAGGCUGAAGAACAACAUCUCUUUCGACCCCGAACUGGAAAUCUGCGGGGUUAUAGUAUUACAGUUUAAAAGGGAUCCCUUGAAUCAGAAUGUCUGUUCGAUGUUGCGUUUCUCAGCUAGCGUGCUGCUGUGGGUCGGCAGCCUGCUCCCUGUGCUGCAGCAUCUGCCCGAAGAUCAAGCAGUCCACGGCAACCCGCUUCAUGUACACCCUUUACUUCUUUCUGGUGACGGGCAUCUGCAUCAUCAUGAUGUCGCCAACAGUGACCGAUGCAAUGAAGACUAAAAUCCCUUACUAUUCUGAGCUGUGCUCACACAUCCAAGCAGGGGAGAACUGUGAGAUGCUGGUAGGCUACUCAGCUGUGUACAAGGUUUGCUUUGGGAUGGCCUGCUUCUUCUUCUUCCUCUUUGUUUUCACCCUCAAAGUUAACAACAACAGAGGAUGUCGAGCAUACAUUCAUAAUGGAUUCUGGUUCUUUAAAUUUCUGGCUUUACUUGGCUGCUGCACAGGUGCAUUCUUCAUUCCUGACCAAGAUACAUUCCUUCAAGUUUGGCGCUAUGUAGGGGCAGCAGGAGGAUUUAUAUUCUUGGUAAUCCAGCUUUUCCUCCUGGUGGAGUUUGCCCACAAAUGGAACAAAAACUGGACAUCAGGCACCAAGCACAACAAACUGUGGUACGCGGCCCUGGCUCUGAACACCCUGAUUCUGUACUCGGUGGCAGUUGGGGCCCUGGUUGUGAUGAUUAUUUUCCACACACACUCCGAAGGCUGCUUUCUCAACAAGAUUUUCCUUGGCCUCAAUUCUAGCUUGUGCUUAUUUGCUUCAUUUUUAGCCAUCUCGCCAUGCGUUCAGAAAUUGAAGCCAAACUCAGGCCUGUUGCAGUCAGGAGUCAUCAGUGUUUAUGUCAUGUACCUCACAUACUCUGCACUAGCAAGCAAACCCGCUGAAUACUAUGUGGAUGAAACAGGUAGAAACACUACCAUCUGUGUCCCUCCCUUCAACACUGAUUCAGAUAUCAAUUAUACCGUCAAAAUUUUGGGUGGAGUUAUAAUGGUCGGUUGUGUGGUUUAUUCCUGUUUAACAUCUACUACAAGAUCAAGUACUGCAGCCUUAGGAGUAUCCAAGAACCCUGUUCCCGAGAAUGAGGUAGCACGUUGCUGCUUCUGUUUCAGUCAGGAGGAUGAAGCGGACUACUAUGUGGAUAAUCGAAGAGGGGGACAGAAAGUGAUUUAUGAUGAGAGGGAGGGUACCGUCUACAGCUACGCCUUUUUUCACUUUGUCUUCUUCCUUGGAUCUCUCUACGUCAUGAUGACAAUCACCAACUGGUUCCAUUACGAGGAUGCCAAAAUCGAAAAGCUGUUCCAUGGGAGUUGGUCCGUUUACUGGAUCAAGAUGGCUUCUUGUUGGUCCUGUCUGUUUCUCUUCACAUGGACACUCAUGGCACCGCUUAUGUGUCCCAACAGGGAGUUCCUUGCCUGAGGACUCUGAGCUCAGAAAUCUUCCUAGCACUACCUUUCUCCUCCUUAAUGUUGGUUUUGUAUUCAAACUAGUUACUUUAACUCCGUUAAUUUAGAUGCUGGGUGACAUCUGUCCUCUAAAGCCUUUUCAUUAGGAGGACUUCAGUAAAUAGUAUUGUAUUUGUCUUUAUUAAUGUUUUCUAAACUUCUCACUUAGUGAGGUUUCAGGGCAGAAAUAACAUUUUCCACCUUUAGAUUGUGUGACAAAGCGAACCAGCCAGGUGAAAAAAAAAACACUCAGGCCCAAAAUUCACCUUAAAGUGUCUUGCCUGUUACAUUGUUUUGAAGGUUAAGUGUCCUAUGCAAAUGAACAAACUUGUAAAAUAUUUUUUACUGUCGGUUCAUUGUUUUCUAAUUGCAGUUUUUUUCCAAAAUGAAAAGAUUUUUUGUAGUAAUUAUGUAGGUGUGUUUUAUAUUUCUAAAAAGGGCCAUGUAUCCCACAAGCUUUUUUGUCAGUUUUAUAGUUUGUGAGGCCAAUUUAAAAUGGGGGUAAUUCUGUGACAUGUGUUCUGUCAGUAUUAAAAGCCAUAAUCGCUGUGAGAAAUUGAUUAGCAACAGAUGAGAGUUUUGAUUCUAUAGAGAUUUGUGACACUCUGUCAUCAGCCAGAUGCUGUAUUUUCCAAACUAAAACUGAAACAAAUGUUUCUAUAAAGCGUGUGUAAGCAAUUAAGUGAAAAACUGGUUUCUGAAACUGUGCAACACUAGCAAAACAAGAUGCAGCUUGUGUAGCGUUCCCUGAUCUCACAUGACAUUCCACAUUGUACCUCAGGAUAUAUAAUUCUGUGUAAUCAUGGACGAAUUACUGUUUCUCACACAUUUUUAAGACAACUCAAAAAUGGACCUGAGCAUAACAGAAAUGCGCAGUAAAUCGAUGGCCUUGUUUUAGGUUAUUUUCUUGCUUAUCCGGAUACGUGGAAAUACUUCCAUCUUUAAUUGUGAAUGGAAACAUUUUUAAUUAGCUGAAGAACAGAUAACUGUAAACAGAAAUUGUUUCAUGUUCUAGAAUCAGUUAGCACCUAGGAGCAAGAUGUGCUUAGUUAUACCUGCUUCUUCUUGUGUUUUUCAUUUGUGUUUUAUAAAGUUGUGAAGCUGUUUUUUUUUCUUAGUUCUUAAUGUUUACGUAUAUUUGAACAUGGACUUAUGAAAGAGCCUAUGAAAGCAAAAUUAAAACUGAUAAAAUACUGCAUACCAAAGGUACAUAAGGAGUUAAAUUAAUUUUAAAUAACUAAAUGUUGUAUCAGAAAAUUAUUUAUAAUAAAUCCAUGUUAAGAGUCUUCCAAAGCUGCCUGAUAUUGGCGCCUAGAUCGAGGUAAAUAAAUUUUUUCGCUAAUUAUCAUUUUUAGUCUCCUGAGUAGUGAGUCUUGUGGCUAGAGUUUUUAUUACAUAAUUGAGACCCAUCAAAAUCCAGUACACAGUAUCAUUUUGGAUAUAUUACAAGCAAAAUCAGGCUAUUAUAAAUACUUUUUCUUAUGAAAACUUAAUGACAGAAUACUUUUUUGUCUUUCUCAGGUGCUGUCUUUUGUUUUAAAAGGCUGUAAACAAGAAAAGGUUAUUUAAUAUUACAUUUAUAUGCUAAUGUGAUACUAAAAUAUAACACCAUAGCAUUGAGUUUUGGAUUAAUGGAUAAUUCAUUUUUUAUGAAAAUCUCAAAAGGAAAGCAAAAAAUGUUAUUAAUAAUUUUAGCAGAGCAGAGAUUUCAGAAACAAAAAUCCAUUUUAACUCGCAACUACAUUUUUAGUCAGUGGAUUUGAAAUUAGAGUACCUCCAACCUUUUUUUCAUUUAAGGGUAGAUUAAUGCACAUUGGCAUUGCUCAUCUCCAGCUGUGUUAGUAAUUUAUUAAGUGAAAUAGUUUGGCUGUUAUUUAUUUGACAAUGAUUGUUUAUUUAGAGAAUGAUAUUGUGGGACAGGGAAAGAACCAAUUCUUAAAUCUACUAAUGUUUGCAGUAAUCUUCAGUUAUUCCAAGCUUGUAGGAUGCAGCUGUGAAUCACAAAGUAUCAUUCAUUAUUUUUCAGACACCUUCCCAUUAAAUUCUACAGCAGUAAAAGCAGAUAUUCUAUUUUAAAUACAUUUUCUGUUAAGGAUCAAAUGCACUUUGGAGUAAAAAAAGCUAUUUUCAACAACAAAAUGAAGUGUUAGAAAAGGGUUUGAAAGUAGCUUGCAUAUUCUUAAGCUUUAAUAUACCUAGAACUCCUGAAUCAAGUUUAGCAUUAAUAGUUUCAUUGCAUUUUAUGAUUCAAAACAAAUUUUAAUUUAAUGGAAAUAUAGGUUGUGUGCUCCGUGAACUCACAAUUAUAGAAGCUAAAGUGGCAAUAUCCAGUGUUCAUUAAGCUUUGUUGUCUGCAGUUCCUUGUUUUAUAUGUAUAUUUAUCUUUUGUUUUUUCUGCAUUCUUAGCUAUUUAGAAAAAGGCAGAAGAGAAUAUUGAAGGUAUUUUAGUGUACUAGUGCGUCUCUGGUUUUAAAUUUAAAUAAUGUUUUUCUUGGUGUUUUGUAACCAUACUGUACAUACAGUACAGUACAAGUCUUCAAAAUCACUUAUUCAGCAUUUAUAAGUAAAUAGAAUGCAAAGUGGAUUUCAAAAUAUGCUAUGUAAACUGUUUACCUGUGAUGCAUAUGCAAAUGUCGGUUUUUGCGUAAUUUCCAAUAGGUGUUUUGAGUAUUCUAUUAAAAGGUGCUUCUUCAGUGCUUUCAUGUGAUGUGCAAGCCUUAACUGAGAACUUAAUGACUCUCAAUCUUAGAUUUUUUCUGCAAACUACAAAACAGGUCAAAACUGUGAAUGUCAGGGCUUCUAAUUUUACCACAAACAGAACCUCUGUUAGUAAUAAACAGUGGCUCUUGUUAGGCAAUACCUCUGAUAAGCUCAGCGUUGGUGAUUGGUAGACAGUUUGUGUUUUAUUUUAAAUGUUAGCUAUCCAAUUAAGUGUAACGACUACCAUUGCACUCUGUACCCCAUUCUGCAUUUCAGCAGGUCUUUACCUAACAUGCUUCUGAUUACCAUGGAAGGUACUGUUGAAUAUUUACAUAUUAGUGUGUGUAUAAUAUAUAUACUGUAUAAUGUUCAAUUAACCUAACUGAUAUCCUUGUUUCCUUCACUGCAGCUUAUAAUAAUGUAACCUGGACAUCACUUCCAAUGCAAUGACUAAUGUUUUUUACAAUAUAGAGAUAUGGGUGAAAAUAUAUUGUGAUGAUUGAUUCAUCUUAGUUUAAUAUGUUUCUUUUUAGUGUGGGCUUCUUCUCUGAGAAUGCCUCUGAAAUGUUUUUUGAAUAGAAGCAUGAGCACAUUCUAUGUGUUUGUCUAGUUUUAUUUUUUUGGGUAGAAGUAAAUGAUCUGCUUGUACACA
Lepisosteus oculatus (spotted gar) is the source of this 5241-nucleotide messenger RNA. RefSeq names its product serine incorporator 5 (gene serinc5). NCBI's taxonomy places the organism in Eukaryota, Metazoa, Chordata, Actinopteri, Semionotiformes, Lepisosteidae. Gene Ontology annotation, cellular component: membrane. The record is from RefSeq and is a predicted model, not a curated record.